Messenger RNA from Striga asiatica, 520 nucleotides. NCBI's taxonomy places the organism in Eukaryota, Viridiplantae, Streptophyta, Magnoliopsida, Lamiales, Orobanchaceae. The record is from the annotation of a GenBank genome assembly.
GUGGAAAUAAAGCUAUGGAUCAUACAGAGGGCCAAUGGACUACUGGGCUCUAUGAUUGCUGUGAAGAUCGUUCUCUUUCCAGUGGAACUGCUGCUUGUAUAUUCGCUGCACUAAAAUCGGUCCACUGCGCCUGGUUGUACACGAGCAAUUACCGCGCACAAUUAAGGGCACUUUAUAAAUUGCCAGAGGCUCCUUGUGGAGAUACUGUGAUCCACUGUUGCUGUUGCAUAUGCGCCACGAGCCAGGAGUAUAGAGAACUCAAGAAUCGUGGCGUUGAUCCUUCCAUAGGUUGGGAAGGAAAUGUUGACAAGUGGAAACAAGAAGGUGCGGUGGUGCCCCCAUUUUUUCCAUCCAAUAUGGCUCGUUGACGCUUUUAAUUUUUAUUUUAUUUUACAGGAUUUGUUUAUCUCUCUUUUUUAUUAUUAUUUUUUUAGGAUUUGAUUGGCUUUGGUUAUGGGAUUGGUUUACUACUUGUGUGUUCUUGUAAGAUGGGAAAAAUAAUAAAUUAUAUGUUGAAAAA